GGGACUGGCCAUUAGCCGGCGAGAAGUUCCUUAGAGCAUGGCGGCGACACGAAGGUUGACGAAGGAACUGACAGACCUCAGAAAAUCUGGAACAAAAACUUUUCGUGAUAUUGUCGUAGAUGAAACUAAUAUUCUAAACUGGCAAGGUUUAAUAGUACCGGACCAGCCACCUUACAAUAAAGGUGCUUUUAAGAUUGAAAUUGUUUUCCCAGCAGAAUAUCCUUUCAAGCCGCCAAAGAUUACUUUUAAGACGAAGAUUUAUCAUCCUAAUAUUGAUGAGAAGGGUCAAGUGUGUUUGCCAAUCAUUGGCCCUGAAAAUUGGAAGCCAGCGACAAAGACAGACCAAGUAAUUCAAGCUCUUUUGGCUCUUGUACACGAUCCUGAACCAGAGCACCCACUCCGUGCAGACUUAGCUGAAGAGUAUACAAAGGAUAAGAAAAAGUUUCUCAAGAAUGCAGAAGAGUAUACAAAGAAGCACGCUGAAAAGAGACCCUCCGACUAAUAGGCUGUUUCGACUACUUGUUUAAUUCUAGGGACACAUAACAGUCCAAAUCUAGUUUUUGGCAUCGUCAUUUGUAUAUGCAUUGCAAAAUGUGCUUUUCAUCUAACUGCUGAUAGUUUUAGUUUUCCGUCUUUGUAGUAGUCAACUGCUCCAGUGUUAACUGUGUUUAACCCACUGUAGGCCAAGUUCGUUCUUGCACAUUUUGCUAUAACUCCUAAUUGAAUUCAUUCCCUGAUCUGCACUAAUGGCCUAAAUCGAUGUAUUUGGUAAUGCAUGGAUAAUUGUUUAAUUCUCACUUUACAAUCGUCUGUAAUGGGCUGGAAGAGUAGCUUCACAUUCAAAUCGCUGUCACAAAUUGCUGUCACUCCAUCUUCUUUUCUAGUUAUUACUACAGCAAACUAAAGUAAUUUUUAAUGUAGCCUUGUAGCCUUGUAGCCUUGUAGCCUUGUAGAUCAGAUGUAUCGGAACCAUUAUACAGUUUUCCCAUUUUUGAUUAGUAAUGGUAAUUAAUAUUUUUGGCAUGUUUUGUUGGUUUUUUAAUCCUUUCCAGUUCCUACUGAUCAAAGAACCUUCCACACACUCAGGCUAACUUGGUUGUUGAUCUGUUCAUACAUUAGGAAAACCAAGAUAAUGAUGUCAAGAGCAUACUUUAGAUUGAGUAACAGCUGCAUGUUUCACUGUAUGACAGUUUGAAUGGCAUUAGGGUAUGGUUGAGCAAAAUGUUCAGCAGCUAGCCAAUCCAAAUCCAACACAAGGCUUUGUGGUAGACUUUGGCUUAUAUCACAUCUGUUCUCUUUCUCACUACUUAAAGUGACUGAGGAGUACCAACAGAACAGAGGUGGUAAUCAUAACAUAACAUCAAAGAGUUCUGGUUUUGUUUUUGUAUUGUGGUUACCUUAGAGGAGAAAGACCCUGAUUAUUUCAUCAAAUUUUACUUAAAACGUUUGUGUCCAAAAUUGCUUUUAGGUACUUUUAUUUAUUAAAGGCAUAGCAAGCUGAGUUAUUUCUCUUCACUGUGUGGAAGCAAUGACAAAAACAUUACUCUCGCCCAUUGCUGCAUUUAUCUGCAGAGAGGACAGCGAGAUGUAUUCUGUGGUUAAUUUUUUUUCCUUACUUGGUUAAAAAUAAGUCAGAUAUUGACUGUAUGAGGAGAGUCAAAAGUGUUAACCCUUUCAUUUCCCAGCAAUGGCUAACUUGCUUUCUUACAUUUUUAACAACAAAUUUCAAAAUGGCAGGUAAUGAGAUCAUCACAGUGAGGACAUCAUGAUUAAAAACUUAACUCUCCCAACGUGAGGAAAGAAAAUAUGUGACAAAUAGUUGGGAGAAUGUCAGGCCAGAAAUGUGAAGGUUAAUGCUGAUUUAAUGUGUGGCAAUGUUAUCAAAUGAUUUAGUAAAACUGCACAUUGUUUCACCAAUGGAACUUUUGGUUUUGUUUUAUGAGGUGGUAGCAAUGUGUGUUUUCUGAACUGUCACUCUAGAGAAGAAAUGUUAGUAAAAUUCUCCUGUUGCUUAAAGUGUAUCCAGUUUUUGAAUAAAAAGAAAUUAUCAAA
Molecule: messenger RNA, 2052 nt
Organism: Orbicella faveolata
Lineage: Eukaryota; Metazoa; Cnidaria; Anthozoa; Scleractinia; Merulinidae
Product: ubiquitin-conjugating enzyme E2 L3-like
Source: RefSeq, a predicted model, not a curated record